Messenger RNA from Meriones unguiculatus (Mongolian gerbil), 6833 nucleotides. It is a transcript of the gene Dusp11, whose product is annotated as dual specificity phosphatase 11. The record is from RefSeq and is a predicted model, not a curated record. NCBI's taxonomy places the organism in Eukaryota, Metazoa, Chordata, Mammalia, Rodentia, Muridae. Bases 157 to 1104 code for a protein of 315 amino acids. Gene Ontology annotation, biological process: protein dephosphorylation. Gene Ontology annotation, molecular function: protein tyrosine/serine/threonine phosphatase activity; polynucleotide 5'-phosphatase activity. The transcript has 9 exons.
CGACGUGGCAAGGCGCACGCAAAUUGCGGAGGCACCGGACACGGCGCUUUCCUGCGCCGACGCUCUGGUCCCAGCGGCGUCUUCUGGCAGCUCUGAGGCGCCACUUUGGUCGCUCUGGCACGCCUGGCGUUGGGUGGGCGGCAUUUCUGCGCCCACAUGAGCCACUGGCAUUAUGGCCGCAGUGUUCGCGGUCGGGGCCGGGACUUCGCUGUCCGUGCCGCACCCAAGAAGAAAGGCGGAAACCACAUCCCAGAAAGAUGGAAAGACUAUCUUCCAGUUGGACAACGGAUGCCUGGGACCCGUUUCAUUGCUUUCAAAGUUCCUUUGCAAAAGAAAUUUGAAGCGAAGCUUAUGCCAGAAGAAUGCUUUUCUCCUUUGGAUCUUUUUAAUAAAAUCCAAGAACAAAACGAAGAACUUGGAUUGAUAAUCGAUUUAACAUAUACUCAGCGCUAUUAUAAAAUAGAGGAUUUGCCAGAAACUAUUUCUUACAUAAAAAUUUUUACAGUUGGUCAUCAGGUACCUGAUAAUGACACUAUUUUUAAGUUCAAAUGUGCAGUUAAAGAAUUUUUAAAGAAAAAUAAAGACAAUGACAAACUUAUUGGUGUUCACUGCACCCACGGCUUAAACAGGACUGGCUACCUCAUUUGCAGAUAUUUGAUUGAUGUAGAAGGCAUGAGGCCAGAUGAUGCAAUUGAAUUAUUCAACAGGUGUCGGGGGCACUGCAUAGAAAGACAGAACUACAUUGAAAACCUGCAGAAUCAUCGUGUCAAAAAGGAAGUCUUCCGUUUGGUUAGAAACCGGAAUGUUAGUACGUCUAAGUCAGGUGGUCCUGAAGACGCAGCACAUCCUAUGGCACAAGUCCAUACCACUAACAAGCCUCUGCACCAAGGACCUAGGAACAACCGGCCUGCUGGCCGUCCACCACCUUUCCGGCGUUUUCAUACCCAGACCCAGCAGCCACUCAGAAAAUUUUCACAAAGUCAGAGUGUUUUCCGGAGAGGCCUUAUCCCUCCUCCUGGUCCAGCUGGAGAGGACUAUUCACAAAGAAGAUUCUUCUGGAACAUGAAGCCAAGUGCCAGUCAAGCAGCCCAGAAUAAGAAGUGAACUUCUGCCAGUUACCAGAGACAUUUCUACCCAGCCUGCCGGGGGCGGACCCAGUGAGACACCCUUGGCUAGACUGUUUAGGGGCCACCUGAGACCAGAGCUGAACAGAAGACAGCUGGAUGACUUUUAAUAAAAUCAGGUCAAAUGAAUUAAAACAAUUUUAAGCAUUUUUUAGCUUUUUUAAAUCUUUGAUUACUCCUUCCUGUGUGUUAGGUUAAAGAUGAAUUGCAUUGCUUUUUACCUGCUGAUGAAGGCACAGCGAUAGCAGCAGUCCAGAACACAGCGUUCCAGGCUUCAACUUUACUCAAAGAAUUUUCAGUGGAUAAACUAUUUUUUAAUUGUCUUUUGCUUUCCCUGCGUAUUUCCUUUGCUCAUGCUUGUAAAGUGUGUGUAGAUGCAGAGAUUCAUUGUGCUUUACCAUUCUCUGUUACUGACAAUCUUGAGGAUAUCUGUUUUUCUUUGACUGUUCAAAUUUUCUACUAAAAAUCUAGCCAGGAGACAAGUUUCUUUGCGCCUAUUCUCUGUGCUUGUAGGACUCUGAUCAGCUUUCUUUCCUUGGUGGUCAUUGUUGGAAUCUGACCAGCUUCUUACUGAACUGCCAAGUGAGGCAGCUAACACAAAGAAGUGUUAGAGAAUUUUAGGAAAUGAUUUUAGGGAAUGAUUGAUUGCCAACUUGGGCAAGAGAAACUAAUUGAUAAACCAGAGUUCUGGUUAAAUAAUAAUUUACCUGACGAGGCAACUGCCACCAACUAUCCAGAAGGCUUGAAAACCUCUAGAUUUUGAAGGUUGAACAGACGUUCUUGGCUACCUGGGAAGACUAAGGGUGGCGCUGAUCCUGAGGACCUGUGUUCAGGAUCUCUCUCCAGUGGCCUCCCACACUGGAAUGGUGCUCUUCCUCUGGAACACACUUCAGGCUACUUGGAGGUGCUAAUUCCUUCAGCUGUAGAACUCACUCAGGAAGUUGCUCAUCAGAACACACCGCAGUCCAUAACAAGUGAUUGUUGAAUGACUGGGCGAUUUGGCUCUUAUCUUGAAAGCUUCUGGUUCUGAGAAUUGUCAAAGUGAGCAGCUGAUGCUACACAGAGUAGCAUCACACAGUAGUUAUCUUCCUCCACAUGUGAACGUGGAGCCUCACCCUAACGGAGUCCCAGUAGCUCACCCAGCCUUGCCUGGGGCUGAUUUGCUCCGCACUCAAACGAUGGCUCACCACAUUUAACAGAUGCUUGCUAUGAGGCGUCCCCUGCAGAAUUGUCUCCUGGAAUACACUUUUUAGGAAAUGAGAACAGACAGUUAUGAAGCAAAAGAGGACAAGGCUGGGGCAGGUGCAGACGUGCACCCUGUCUAGAAGGGGCAAAGAGCACCUUGGCCAGGGACUUCUGUGGGGGACACUGCCGGGAGACAGCUACUGCAUGAGCUCUGCUGCCUGCCUGUUCCUCUGUCUUUGGAUUACCAACACCUUAAGACCUGGUUUAUCACAGGGUACCUCAUAGCUUUUAUUCUUACACACUGGUGUGGCUUCUGUCCAUGUCAAACCAUCCAAAGGCCUAGUGGAAGGAAGCAGCAGCUUCUUUUUAACACAUUUCUAGUGGUCUGUGUAGUAUUUUUAAAUAGUAUUUUUAUUUUAGAAGCACACAUGAGUACUUUCCCAGGUAGCUUUCCUGAGAUUACCAUGGAAAGGCAUCCUCCUCCGUGUUACCUGGUUGUCAGGUCUCACAGGUAGCCAGCUUAAGUACUUCUGUCUUAUUCUAUUUAUCUUCCUUCAUUGUUUAAGUACUAUUCUUACAGAUCACCAUUUCUAUGUUUUUCAGUUUAUGAUAAUAUGUGAUGAUGAAUUCUUGGCAAACGAGGAUGUAGCUCUCAGCCUAUCCACCCCACAGCUGUUUGCCAGGUUUUGAUGAAAUUCUUGAUAAGUGUUAGUCAUCAUGAGCCAUAGUGCUCCGUGGUUGUGGGUUCUUUUAUGUCUUCACCUUCAUGUUCUUGCCUCAUUCCUUUGUCCUUUUCCCGUUGCCAUGUCAUAUUCAUCCCCCAUAGCUGAUAGUAUUAUAAACUGUCUCCGUGUAAGUGAUGUGCCCUUGUGGUUUGACCCCUUUUCUGGAGCUUCUUAAAAUGCCCUGGUUAGAUACCAGCACCAGUUGUUAGGGCUGCCAUGGUCGAGUGUCAUAGAUGGGGCAGUGUAAUCUGCAGGAAUGUUCUAUUUCUCAUAGUUGUAGAAGCUGGGGAAGACGGAGGCAGUGAGAAUAGGAUCUUGUAAAUGGUUGGUACCUCACUGUCUUCUAUGUCUUAAUACAUCUCUUAACCCCUCCCUCCCUUUUUUUUCUUUUUAAAUGAUAUGCCAAGAUGUAUCCUCAGCUCUCCUCAAAGAUGCCAGUCAUUAGGUUCUUUUUGGAGACUUUAUUUUAAUGUUUUUGCCUCUUUAAAGAUUGUACCAAAUGCAGUGCUAUUUCAGAUACUGGGGCUUAGAACUUUAACAGGAAUCUGAGGAAACACAGCUGUCCACAGGAAGCACACUGUCUAUUCAUUACACCUGGGACCCAGCUCCUGACUUGAGCCCUCUUCUAUCUUACUUGUCAUUUCUUAGAACGCCCUUAUGUCUCCUGGGUCCCAGGGUGCUACUUUCAUGACUGCAAUUUCCCAUUUGAUCAUUAUGUCUGUCCUUCACUAGCUUCUGGGGCUGGGUGGGAUGUCACCGCUGAAUCAGAACUGACCUGUUUGAUUCUUUCUCUGUUCCUGUACUUUGAUUAGCUACAGGGUCAGGUAGGCACUUUCCAGUGCAUCUCUUCAUGCUGUUCCGGGUGUCGCUGCUGGCUGUUGAAAUCCUCUAUCUUCUGGUCUCGAACCUCUGUCUGUAACCUGUAAUUUGUCUCUUGAAGUCUUAAGGUCUUCAUCUCAGAUGAUAGAGUGUUUUCUAUCCACAGUGACAGAUAGCAAGUGAGCCCUUUCAGUAUGGUGAAUUGCAAGAAGUUUUUAUUUACUGCUGUUGUAUUAGUACUAACCCUAACCGUUGGCAGCUUCUGGUUGGAUGUUGGGUUCCUUUCCUGGAAUGUGCCUUUGAUUUAAUUAUAUUUUUUUUAACCUGUUCACAUUAAUCUCUAGUAUUUUUUCUGAUGUGUUGGAGAUGCUGGGCUUGACAGGGUCUCGAGCAUGCUAGACAUGUUCUCUGUUAUUGAGGCAUGCCUCCAGCCCUCUUCUGGUCUAUACAUCUAUAUGAUUUGUGUAAGCAUAAUAAAAACAUAAAAGAAAAUAUUUCCCAAUAUUUAAAUAUAUUACAUAUAUGCUUUUUUAAAAAACCAGACACGGGUCUCAGUAUGUUGCGCAGGGUGGCCUCCAGGGCUCCAUCAGUCCUCCUGCCCCAGUCUCCUGUGCAGGUGAGACUUCAGGUACAUGCUCUCGUGCCUAGCUCUAAAUUUUAAUUUCUAAGAGUUAUCUCUAGUUUUUAAUAACUACAUUAUACAUCUUUUUAAAUUUUUAUUUAAUUAUUUAUUAUCUUUACAUUAUUUUGCCUGCAUGUAUGCCUGCAGGGCAGAAGAAGACACAGGAUCUCAUAGAUGGUUGUGAGCCACCAUGUGGUUGCUGGGAAUUGAACUCGGGACCUUUGGAAGAACAGCCAGUGCUCUUAACCUCUGAGCUAUCUCUCCAGCCCUACAUUAUACAUCUUAACUAUUAACACUCAUUAUGGAGGGAGGCCCCAUGUGGGAUCCUAACUAAAUGUUCUUUCCCAUAAAACUAACAGCUUCCCAGAACUGUGUCCUGGAAACAAGUUCCCAUGUGUUCUUUCCUCUUGCAAGUGCCAAAUGGCAUAUGGCUUCGGGGUUCCAUGAUCCUCUUUCUGCCAAGGUUUUCUGUGUCUAGCCUCAAGCUGAAUUUGCUAGCCAUUUUGUGGCUAUAAUAGGCCAUACACUCUGCCUCAUCUUUAAAGUUAUCUUUGGUUGUCCCUUGGUCUGAGCCAGUCAUUCAUGCUCAGCUGUAGGAACCACUAUAAAGUCUUCUCCCCCAAACCCUACCCCCAGUGAAUGCUCUCUCUGUGUACACUGUACCUUGUGUCAUUAUUUAAUUCAGGUUCUGUGCCACGAUGUGAGAGUGGCACAGUAUGACAGUAUCUUUUGCCAGGGAUGGGAGGCUGCACCCUGUUUUGCUUUUAUCAAAAAAGUCUUUACAUUCCCAAGCUAAAUCUGUAAUCCCAGCACAUGGGAGGCAAAGGCAGGCAGAUCUCUGAAUUCCAGGCCAGCCUGGCCUACAGAGCAAAGUUCCAGUACAGCCAGGGCUACAUAGAGAAAUCCUGUCUUGAAAAACCAAAUGAAAAAAACCAAAAAAAAACGAUUCCCAAGCCAAUUAGGAAACAUCGACUCUGGUCCUGUGUGUUACUGUAGCCCCACACCAGGGGCUACGGUAUGACCCCUCUUUCAAGUAAAGGGGAGUGGUACAGGCCAGGCCAUGGGAUCUGAGUUCCUGAGCUGCUACCAGAGGAUGAGGUGAUUAUCCAGAAGCAUGGAAAAUCCACUGCUGGAGAGGACAGGAGCCUGGUAAGCAAACUCCUGUUCUGUCAUGCUGUGAGUUGCUUGCGUGGUUUCACCUAAGGAGCCCUCUGGAGAGAGUCCGCAGUAAUAAUACCGUGGCAGAGAGCCUUGGCUGGCUAAAGCUGUGCAACAGCACAUCACAUGGCUUUGUUCUUUGCUUAAGAUGCUUCCUUACCACUCUGUACCUUUUUGUUAUUUUGUUUUUUGAUUUCUCUGUGUAGCCUUGGUUGGCCUCAAAUUCAGAGAUUGCCUGCCUCUGCCUCUCAAGUGCUGGGAUUAAAGACAUGUGCCACCAGUGCCCAGCAAAUACCAGUGACUUAAUUUUUGCCUCACAAUUUGCUUUCUAGAAGACCUCAGGUGUCUUAUGGAUCAGGCAGUCACGAGCUCUUAAUGGUUUAACCUUACACAUGCUUGAUACACCUGGUGUCUUCUUCUGCCUUGACAUAACUACAAACCCUUAGAUUGUUUGAGACCACCAGUAUCAGUUACAUUGAAGAUAACAAUUUAUCAAUAAUUAAGGUUUCAUUUGGAGUUAUAUUUGCACGACAUGGAGAUAAAUUUUAGAAUCUGGAUUAAAAUUAUAUUCAGUUAAUACAAGAACAAUUCAAGCCUAUCUUACAAACAUAACACUCUGCCAAGCCUUCUGAACUUGCACAUGCCAUAUAAUGCUCUCCCUUGCAUCUGUAGGAAGAGCGGAAGAGCAGUCAUUAGCUCUGAGGUAACUUUAAAAAGAAAACGAAAAUGUUUUGUGCAUUCCAACAAAAAGAAUAUGCAACAGCCCCAAACUCCACCCUCCAGUGCCCCCACUCACCCACAGCUCCUCCCAUCAACCCAGCCCCUGGCAUCUGCUGAUCUAGUUUUCCUCUUUUCUGAAGUGCUGUGCAGGUGAAAUUAGUAUAUAGACUUCUGAGUGGGCUUCUUCAUUUAGAUACUUCUUUUAAGGUCUGUGCCACAGAACAGAUCUGAUGCUCACUCUUCCCUCUGUUGCUGAGUUACUGCUUUUUAUGGUUGUCUUGCACUUGGCUUAUUCCUUGACCAGUUAAAAGAUAUUUAGGUUGUCUGUAGUUGGGGUUUUUUGGUUUUUAAUUUUUAAAUCUUCCAUAAACAUUUUUCAUAUUGGGUUUUAUGUGAAUAUCUUCAUCCCCCUCCCACCUUUGAAGUGUAAUUGCUGCCAUGUAUGUUUAACUUUACAAUAAACUGUCAAACUUUCCCAAA